UGUUGCCCUAUAAGAGGCAAGUCCGCCUUCUCUCCAUCGCUGGCCCGCCGCUGAACCACCUACACCACUGCCUCAGCGUUCGCAAGGUGUUGGUUCCAAUGGGAUUAACUGGUUUAAGGCCUGAUUCCGAAGAGAAAGAAUCCAAAAGCUUCAAGCGCAAAAUUGAAAAGAAACUUAAGUUUUAUGCAAAAGUUAGAGAUGCUGUAGUUGCUUUAGGUGCUAAAAAGGCAAUCAGCAAGAAAAAGAGAUUACGUAGCAGGCAGAAGAAGUUGAAGGCAUAUGACCUGUCAGCCCUUUCUGAGUUUCUUCCAGAUUUGAAUGCCCCCAAGCAGCCUUCCAGAGAAACCGACUUAAAGAUUAACUGCAAGACUAGGCAGAAACUAGUGCAAAGGGAAGGUGCACAGUUGAAAGCUGUCCUGAAUGAUCCUACAUUUCAGAUUGAUCCACUCACUGCAAUUCAUCAACAUUUACAGAGAACUCAGCCUCCUGCAGCCAGUGACCAAGAAAAAGGUUCAGGGAAAACCAAGAAGCCCAAGAAAAAGGGAGCAAAAAAGUCACUGUCAGGCCCUCAGUCUAUGGAUAUUUGACUGUGCAGUUGUCUUGGUACCUACUGACAUCCAUCACCAUCGUCAAGCUCACCUUUUUAACCAGUGUUGACGUUCUUACACAGUUUUGCAACUUCUGAAAUUGCUUUGUUUUUGUGGAAGCUAUACAUCACUGAAUGACGACUAUGGGGACGAUGGUUAUGAAAGUUGUAAAAUAGGUUCGAAGCACUGAGCGUUUUGUCUGCUCUAGCAGCAUCUAUGAGCUCGUAUUUCAUGAAUAAAUUAUGUUUUGAAUCAUCUUUUCUUUGGUGGAAUAGAAGCAAGUGAUGCUUGAUCUGAUCCUUAUGCACUGUCGUCCUAUGCGGUCUUAUUCACUAAUAGUUUAAUUUUUUUCUCUGUACCUAGGCUGCAGCUUGACAUUGGGGUAACAUUUUCAGCUAUUUCUUUUCUUUUA
Molecule: messenger RNA, 999 nt
Organism: Elaeis guineensis (African oil palm)
Lineage: Eukaryota; Viridiplantae; Streptophyta; Magnoliopsida; Arecales; Arecaceae
Source: RefSeq, a predicted model, not a curated record